Akanthomyces muscarius is the source of this 729-nucleotide messenger RNA. RefSeq lists its product as uncharacterized. Lineage: Eukaryota; Fungi; Ascomycota; Sordariomycetes; Hypocreales; Cordycipitaceae. The transcript has a single exon. The coding region runs from base 1 to 729 and encodes 242 amino acids. The record is from RefSeq and is a predicted model, not a curated record.
AUGGACUCCUCCAGGACGGCUGGCAGCAGCAAGCAGGCCACGGGGAUCGAGACUCCCGAGCAGCUCCUCGACGUUUUCAAGGCUGCUGCGCUCUCUGUCACCAAGCUAUACAAGACAUCCGCGCUCGCCGAGACCAGGGCCCGCUCAGACGGCUACCAAGACUGCCUUGAGGACUUGCUAAGCUUCCUUGACAAGGAGAACAUGGGGCUCUGCGACGGCGAAGGGUGGGGGGUACGACGAUGGGCCACCGAGAGGCUUGACGGCCGCGACAGCACACUGCCGAGCACCGAAAGCGAGGACGAGACGGAAAAGGCAGCGGAGCGAACGGCCUCGCCCGAGAUGACGCGGACGAGCACCGAACCCCAGCAAAUAGCCACGCAGAUCAAAUCCGAUUCACCCGCGCCGACCAGCCAGCCGCGAAACGACGAACCAACACACUUUGUCGUCCCUUCGCAGGAUAGCUUCACGUUUCAGUCCGCACAUCCGUACCCCAACAUUGCCACGCUCGAUCUAUCCGACUCUCGAUCUCACGAUACACCCGCGUUUCCACCACGAGCGACCAAGGCCCGACUCAACGGACCAGCAACGGGCCGUCCUUUGCGCGCAUCCGGACACCUGGGACGAGGGGCUGGCUCAAAGCGCCGCAUCAACUUUGACGACUUUUUCGGCGGGUGCUUUGGCGGCAAGGAUCCGAUGAACCCCGGCGGUAAACGCGGUCGACACGCUUGA